Athalia rosae (coleseed sawfly) is the source of this 3415-nucleotide messenger RNA. RefSeq lists its product as uncharacterized. The record is from RefSeq and is a predicted model, not a curated record. Bases 1 to 3096 code for a protein of 1031 amino acids. Lineage: Eukaryota; Metazoa; Arthropoda; Insecta; Hymenoptera; Athaliidae. The transcript has 4 exons.
AUGAGAUACCUGUGUCUCGUUGCCCUUUUGGGGCUGUUCGCCUUGUCGGCCGCCGCAGACCACAAGAAGGACCUCGAAAAGUCGGUUGAACGUGAAGCCGAAAUAACCGCUGAACGGUCGGCAGAGAAAGCAGCGGAAGCAGCGGUAGAGGGUAGUUCUUUGCCGAGCUCCUCGCUCAAGGAGAAGAAGACCGAAAAACGGGGUCUUCUUGGUUUGGGUUACGGUGGCGGUAACAGCGAGGGCUGGCAAUCGUCCGGUAACAGCGGAUGGCAAUCACCCAUCAUCAGCAGUAGCUAUUCGAACCACGGAGGUUGGCAAUCCGGAGGUGGAAACGACGGCUGGCAUUCAUUGCAGGGGGGUAGUAGCGGAGGUUGGCAGUAUGGAAGUGGCUCCGGGGGUUGGCAAUCGGGAGAAAUCAACGGAGGAGUAUACGGAGGUUCGUCAGAAUUGGGUUCCAGCCACGGUUACGGGGGCGGUUGGUCCGCCGAAGGUCAAAAUUUGGGAUGGUCCAACGGCGGAUCGGGAGGAUGGGAUUCCGGAUCAUCGGGUCACGGACACGGACACACCACUCACUCGGUGAAGACGAUCACCGUCGAGAAGAAGAUCCCGGUUCCGGUUACCGUGGAACGCAAGGUUCCCGUAACCGUCUACAAGCACGUCCCUUACGAAGUAAAGGUCCCGGUACCGGCACCUUACACCGUGGAGAAGAAGGUGCCUUAUCCGGUAAAGGUAUUCGUGAACGUACCGGUCCACGUGCCACAGCCUUACCACGUCGAGAAGCACGUCCCAUACGAAGUUAAGGUUGACAGACCAGUUCCCUACAAAGUAGAGGUCGGAGUUCCCCAGCCCUACACCGUUGAAAAGAAGGUCCCAGUCGAAGUCAAGGUUCCGGUACCACAGCCGUACACCGUCGAAAAGAAGGUACCCUACGAGGUCAAGGUCCCCGUCCAUGUACCAACUCCGUACGAAGUUAUCAAGAAGGUCCCCGUCGAAGUCAAAGUGCCAGUCGACAGACCGUACCCAGUAGCUGUUCCAAAGCCGUACCACGUUCACGUAGAGAAACCUUAUCCCGUCGAGGUCGCUAAGCCGUACCCGGUACACAUCAAAGUACCAGUCGAUAAGCCAUACCCGGUGCACGUUGAGAGACCUUACCCGGUUCCAGUCAAGGUUUGGGUACCGCAACCGUACCCGGUUGAAAAACCUGUGCCGGUGGAGGUCGAGAAGCCGUACCCCGUGCACGUCAAAGUGCCAGUUGACAGGCCUUACAAAGUGGCGGUAGAAAAACCGUACCCUGUCACAGUUGAAAAGCCAUACCCGGUUCAUGUCAAGGUUCCAGUACCCGUCAAGGUCGAAUCACACGGAUGGCAGUCUGACUCGGGAUUAUCGAACGGAGGACACUAUGCGGGAUCUUCUAGCUACGAGUUGUCCUCUGGAUUAUCGCACGGAGGCAGCUACGGAUCUCACGGAGGCAGCUACGGAUCUCACGGAGGUGACGCCUCAGUUUUACUGAACGGAGGAUCUGGAUGGUCUCAAGGAAAUUCUGGAUGGUCCCAAGGAAAUUCUGGAUGGUCUUCGGAACAGCAGAGCGGCUGGUCUGGACAUUUACGUAUCUCUACGUGUAUUUUACUUUCAAACGUGAGGAACCGAGACACAAUACUGUCAGCGGGGAAAGCAGGCGCUGGUAUAAAGUCUGGUGCGUCUCGAGGGCGAGCAUCCAGUAAAGUCUGGACUUUGGACAUCGUGAGAACUGAAACUAUGCGACUAUCGGUAUUCAUACUACUGGGGCUACUCGCCCUGGUUACCUGCGAGAAGAACGAGGCGGAUAAAAAAUCUACUUUUGAGGAUAAUCGGGACUCCGACGCGCAGGCGACAUCCGCGGACAAGAAACAAGACAAACGCGGUAUAAUCGACACCGGGAGUCAUCACGGCUUCAACCUCGGUUCCGAAUUGGGUGGAACGCACGGAUUUGAACUGGGCGGAGGUCACGGCUCAUCUUUCGGCGGUGGUGAAAUUGGCGAAGGUCACGGCUUGGAUCUGAGCGGCAAUCACGGCGAGGGUCACGAGAUCAACUUCGGCGGUCACGGUGGCGGCGGAUCCGAAUCAUCCGGUGGUUACGGGGGUGAAGGAGGAGGCCACGGUUCGUCGUCUUCGGGAGACCAUGGAAAAAUCUCGCAAAUAACGAUCGUGAAGAACGUGAAGGUCCCCUACCCGGUGGAGAAGAAAAUACCGUACCCCGUCGAAAAGGAAAUUCCGUAUCCCGUAAAAGUCCCCGUACCCCAGCCCUAUCCCGUGGAAAAAAAGGUUCACUACCCCGUCAAGGUUUACGUGAAAGUCCCGGUCCACAUCCCGGCUCCAUAUCCCGUCGAAAAGAAGGUACACUACCCCGUUCACGUCCCGGUGGACCGACCAGUUCCGUACAAAGUCUACGUACCGCAACCGUACCCGGUAGAAAAGAAGGUUCACUACACGGUCAAGGUACCCGUUCCCGCACCGUUCCCGAUCGAAAAGCCCGUACCUUACGCCGUUAAGGUUCCGGUUCACGUGGCGGCGCCAUAUCCGGUUGAAAAACCGGUUCCAUACCCGGUAAAAGUACCCGUGGACAGACCCUAUCCCGUGCACGUACCCAAGCCGUACCCGGUUCCCGUUGAAAAGCACGUUCCAGUACCCGUUGAGAAGCCGGUUCCGUAUCCCGUGAAGGUUCACGUCGAUAGGCCAGUUCCGGUACCCGUAGAAAAGCCAGUACCGGUAAAAGUUAAAGUACAUGUUCCAGCGCCCUAUCCGGUCGAAAAAGCGGUGCCCUAUCCAGUGGAGAAACCCGUGCCCUAUACGGUCAAGGUUCCCGUAGAUCGGCCGAUCCCGGUUACCGUUACGAAACACGUACCCUAUCCAGUAAUUAAACACGUGCCAUAUCCGGUGAAGGAACACAUACCUGUGCCGGUGCACGAGACGAAGUCCAGCGGAGGAUUCGAACCGAGCUACGGAGGCGGAUCGUCUUUUGACGCCGGACAUUUCGGAGGCGGCGAAGGAGCUGCCGGCGACGAGGGAGCUUCGGCUGGCGAUUACGAGGGAAGUUUCGGGGGACAUCAUCAUCAAUGAUCAUGCGGCUAUCGAACGAUUGAUACGACUACGAUAUUCAUGUACCUUAUUAGGAUUUAAGUGCGAAUUAUUUGUUUUUUUUUUUUUUUCUAAGGAGAAGGAAGAAAUUGAUAAAUUUUGACUGUUAUUCUUAUCGACGUGUGUUUUACACGAAUAUUUUAGCGGUAGUUUAAAUUUGAACUAUAACCAUACGGAACGCGAGCUACGACUGACCCAGGACUUUCUUUAUACAUGAAAACCGCACGCGGAGUUACCUGUCUGAGUAUAUCUAACUAUAUCGUUUUAUACUUUCUAAUAAAACCAAAGAAGAAAUCCUCUA